CCCCCGGGAGCCCAGGGAAGCCUGAAGUUUUAAAGUGAGAACUUUCUUCUGGCAGGGCUUCAGAUUUGAGGGGGAACCCGGUCUCUCCCUUCUCCUUCCCCCCUGGGCGGGCUGUACAAUCCUCGGCAGUGUCCUGAGACUGUAUGGUCAGCUCAGGGGCGACCUGGCCAGGAUUGCUUCAGCCUUUUCCUGGAGGACAACUAGUGCACCAGCGUUGCUGUGAGCUGCGAGAGCGCGAGCUAUUCCCCGGCCUUCCCAAACCCGGCUUCCUCCCUCCACGCCUGGGAUCUCUAGGCUGCCCGGUGCUUUUUUGGGGCAGGGGGGAUCGGCGAGCAGGACACCCACAGCCGUGACCGAGGAGCCCUUGUUGGCAGCCCGAGUUGGUUUAAGCAGCACAAAGGGCAGCAGCCUCAAUAAUGACAGCUGACAAGGAAAAGAAAAGGAGCAGCUCAGAAAGGAGGAAGGAGAAAUCAAGAGAUGCAGCAAGGUGCAGAAGAAGCAAGGAGACUGAAGUAUUCUAUGAAUUAGCCCAUGAACUGCCCUUGCCCCACAAUGUUAGUUCGCAUCUGGACAAGGCAUCCAUAAUGCGUCUGGCAAUCAGUUUCUUACGCACUCACAAACUGCUGUCCUCAGUAUGUGCUGACAAUGAGAGUGACCUAGAGACAGACCAGCAGAUAGACACCUUGUACCUGAAAGCUUUGGAGGGAUUUAUUGCUGUGGUGACACAAGAUGGAGACAUGAUCUUUUUGUCAGAGAACAUCAACAAAUACAUGGGUCUCACGCAGGUGGAAUUAACUGGACAUAGCAUAUUUGACUUUACCCACCCAUGUGACCAUGAGGAAAUUCGAGAGAAUCUGAGUUUGAAAACUGGUCCAGGCUUUGGAAAGAAAAGCAAAGAGAUAUCCACAGAGCGUGACUUCUUCAUGAGAAUGAAAUGCACUGUUACCAACAGAGGCAGAACUGUAAACCUCAAAUCUGCCACAUGGAAGGUCUUGCACUGCACUGGACAAGUUAAGGUGUAUAACACUUGCCCUCCUCACACCCUGUGUGGGUAUAAGGAGCCUCUUCUCACCUGCCUUAUAAUAAUGUGUGAACCCAUUCAGCACCCAUCAAACAUGGAUAUCCCACUGGACAGCAAGACUUUCUUGAGUCGCCAUAGCAUGGACAUGAAAUUUACCUACUGUGAUGACAGAAUUACUGAAUUGAUUGGGUACCACCCAGAAGAGCUACUGGGCCGUUCUGCAUAUGAAUUCUAUCAUGCCAUGGACUCAGAAAAUAUGACUAAAAGCCAUCAGAACUUGUGUGCAAAAGGUCAAGUAGUAACUGGCCAGUACCGAAUGCUUGCAAAGCAUGGUGGAUAUGUAUGGCUGGAGACUCAAGGAACUGUCAUUUACAAUACACGCAACCUACAACCUCAGUGUAUUGUCUGUGUCAACUAUGUACUGAGUGAAAUUGAGAAGAAUGACAUUGUGUUCUCAAUGGACCAGACGGAAUCUCUGUUUAAGCCUCACCUGCUGACAAUGAAUACUGUUUUUGAUAAUGGGGUCCCAGUGACUGAGAAGAGUGACUUCUUGUUCACAAAACUGAAGGAAGAACCGGAGGAGCUUGCUCAAUUGGCACCCACACCAGGCGAUGCCAUUAUUUCUCUGGAUUUUGGAACACAGAAUUUUGAGGAAGCCUCUAUCUACAACAAAGCUGUUGUUUUGACUCUAAACAAACAGUGGCCAGUGGAAGUGAAGACCCAUACUUCCCAAGGUGAAAAGCUGACUAUGCCAUCAUUUACCGUGCCCCAAGUUGCACCAGGCAGUAGUACUCCAAGUGCAAGUAGCAACAGCAGCUGUUCAACGCCAAGCAGCCCAGAAGACUAUUACAGCUCCUUAGAUGAAGAUCUUAAGAUUGAGGUGAUUGAGAAGCUCUUUGCCAUGGACACAGAGUCAAAGAACCAGUGCAACUCCCAGACUGAUUUCAAUGAGCUGGAUCUUGAAACCCUGGCUCCUUACAUUCCCAUGGAUGGAGAAGAUUUCCAGCUGAGUCCAAUCUGCCAAGAAGAACGUCCUCUCCCUGAAAAUGCACAAAACCAGCAAAGUUUAAGUAGCAUGAGUACCAUUUUCCAGCCCCUUGCUCCUGCCUCUCAGAAUCAGUUCCUCUUGGAGAAAUACUGCCAACAGAUGUCAAAUAAAAACAUGAACCCUGGUCAUGGACCUCUGUCAUCUGUGUCCUUCAACACCACAAACAAGUCCUCACUGCCACCAUACCAUGCGCGAGCCAGCACACCACUGGCUUCAAUGGUUGGAAGACCAAGCACCCAGUGGCCACCUGAUCCACCAGUACAGUAUGUUCCUGCUAAGUGGAGACUAAUGGAUAAAUACUGUGGGUCCUUAGCAAGUUCAUCAUCAGGGCCACCAGUGCACUCUCCCAACAUGUCCUUAUAUAAGAAAAGAUCACUGGACAGUUUUGAGCAACGGGGCAUAGAUAUAAACCCUGCAAGAAUUGCUCUUGCCAACAGUUUGAAACUGAAGCGACAGAUGGAUUAUGAAGAUCAACCAUUUCAACAGCUGAGUGGGGCGGAUUUGUCAAUGAUGAACCCAUCUCAUUUAAUGUGGAAAAGGAUGAAAAUUCUCAAAGGUGAAAAUUGUUCAUUGGUUACUGAAAAGAAGUCACUCAGCACAAGUGUCCUUACUGAUGAGUUUAUUCGUAACUCACAGAAAGGUGUGAGCCAACCAAUGAACCAACUGCAGCAGCGACAGCAGCAACUCUCCUGUGGAAGCCCUGGUGAUAAUCAGAAAGCAGCAUUCUCCCCUCAGUUUUACAGUUCUCAUUAUCAGAACUUCAAUGUUCAACCAACUCAUAAAAAGUCAGGAGUGACAAGUCGUCUGCUUGGGCAGUCUUAUGAACCCUAUUUGUUGCCUGAAUUGACCAGAUAUGACUGUGAGGUGAAUGUCCCUGUUUUGGGCAGUUCUACACUUCUGCAAGGAUGUGAUUUGCUCAGAGCUCUUGACCAGGCAACCUGAGUAACCUUGCACUAUUCCUUGGCCUAUACUGUUCAAAACAGCUUCAGUUUUUAAAUAUAUUUUUUCAAGUAGACAAUUUCUAAUACCCAAUACACUUUUACAAGAUUUUACUUAUGUAUUGAACUUGUCCACAUUACCAAAUAGUGGCCUUUUUGAAGUUACUCACUUUAUUAUUCUUAUUAAAAAUAUACAUCUACUGUAUUUUUCUCUAUUUCAAUAAAAGUGUUCUUUAGAAAAUGUAUAUUAUUUCCCCUCCUGCCUGACUUGUAAUUUAUAUUCUCUGACAUUUUCUUCAGUAUUCAUGCUAACAAAACUGUGGUGUAAAUGUCUCUCUAAUACUUUGGCUCCUGUACUGCAAAGAUUGAUUUUUAUUGCCAAAGAUAAAUGAAAACAAACAAAAAAAUCUGCUUUCCAACCACAGUUUGUGUUGACCUUCUAAAUUAAAAUGCUCCAUGCCCCUAUUGUGUUUGUACUCUCUAUUUCCCAGCACUAAUUAUAUUGUAAAUUAACAUCUUUGGGGAAAAAAAUAAAAGUCCUCACACUAC
This is a messenger RNA of Trachemys scripta elegans, 3556 nucleotides long. It is a transcript of the gene EPAS1, whose product is annotated as endothelial PAS domain protein 1. Gene Ontology annotation, biological process: regulation of transcription by RNA polymerase II; cellular response to hypoxia. The record is from RefSeq and is a predicted model, not a curated record. Bases 417 to 3011 code for a protein of 864 amino acids. Gene Ontology annotation, molecular function: protein dimerization activity; RNA polymerase II transcription regulatory region sequence-specific DNA binding; DNA-binding transcription factor activity, RNA polymerase II-specific. Lineage: Eukaryota; Metazoa; Chordata; Testudines; Emydidae. Gene Ontology annotation, cellular component: transcription regulator complex; nucleus; cytoplasm. The transcript has 16 exons.